Molecule: messenger RNA, 2169 nt
Organism: Komagataella phaffii GS115
Lineage: Eukaryota; Fungi; Ascomycota; Pichiomycetes; Pichiales; Pichiaceae
Product: Histone methyltransferase
Exons: 1
Coding region: 1-2169 (722 amino acids)
Biological process (GO): regulation of DNA-templated transcription
Cellular component (GO): chromatin; chromosome; nucleus
Molecular function (GO): histone H3K36 methyltransferase activity; protein binding
Source: RefSeq, a predicted model, not a curated record
AUGAGAGAAAGGACAGUUUCCGAUGAAGAGGUUGAUAAUUAUGGACAUGCCAGUCACUUCAAGCGUAAGGUCCAAAUAUAUGAUUAUCCUGCAGACAAGACAGAAGAAGCGUUGACAACCUUCAAGACCUUGUCCCAGAACUCUUACCAGAAUAAAACGUUGGGGAAUGCUCAUAAUGGACGAUCCACAGCAGAUGGGAUGUCCUGUGACUGUGAAGAGAACUGGGAUACAGUCUCUGGGAUCAACAAUGCUUGUGGAGAAUAUUCUGAAUGUAUCAACAGGUUGACUUCCAUCGAGUGUAUAAGCGGGACAUGUUCUUGCGGUGACGACUGUCAAAAUCAAAGGUUCCAAAAGAAGCAGUAUGCUCCUAUAGCAGUGUUUGAAACCGAGAAAAAAGGGUAUGGUGUACGUGCCCAGGCUGACAUCAGGCAAGAUGCGUUUAUAUACGAGUACUUGGGAGAAGUUAUUGAUGAGUCGACGUUUCGCAAAAGAAAGGAAAACUAUGAUAACCAAGGCCUCGAGCAUUUCUACUUUAUGAUGCUUCAAAAGGGUGAGUUUAUUGAUGCUACUGCUAAAGGUGGUCUUGGUAGAUUCUGCAACCAUUCCUGCCGUCCAAAUGCCUACGUCGACAAGUGGGAAGUCGGCAAUAAACUGAGGAUGGGAAUAUUUGCCAAACGAGAAAUUUACAAAGGCGAAGAAAUUUGCUUUGAUUAUAAUGUGGAUAGAUACGGGGCCAAUCCACAGAAAUGUUAUUGUGGCGAAGAUAACUGUAUUGGGUUCCUUGGCGGAAGAACGCAGACUGACAGUGCUAAUAUUUUACCUGUUCCUAUUGCAGAAGCUCUAGGUUCAACAAACGCUCAAGAACAACGAUGGGUUCGCUUAAUGAAAGAACAAAAUAAAUCUAUCAAAGCGAGUGACUAUUCAAGUAUCAACGAGGAUUAUGUCAACUCUUUGGAGAUGAGACCAAUUGCUGAUAAAGACGAGGCAUCCAAGGUAACCAGUGCUUUGUUGAAGACUCAAGAUUACAUUAUAUUAAGAAAGUUGAUUGAGAGAGUAAGUUUGACCAAGGAUCCCGAAGUGUUGAAAGAAAUAGUCAGACUUCGUGGUUACCAAUGUGUCGCUAAUAUACUCACGAUGAUUGUGUUGGACCAGGAGCAACAGCAAGUCGAUGUGGAGUCAUUUACGUUGAGUGUACUCGACAUGUUAGAGAGCUGGCCCAAUAGCUCUAGAAACAGAAUCAGUAGCUCACAAAUUGAAUCAGUGUUGGAGAGUGUUAAAACUAAGUUGAAAAAGAUUCAACCAAUAGGGAAGAAGAUCAAUUCAUUGCUAAACAGUUGGAGCAAACUCGAAAUUUCCUACAAGAUACCCAAGAGUCAGUCAGUAGGAGCGUCAAAUGAUGUGGAUAAUGGUCAUGCUGAAUCUUCCACCUUCCAGUUAAGAGAUGAACAAAAGGAAAAUAACGCAGCUUCUAAAAUCUCUCCAUUUCGUAUAGUGGAUAAUAUGUUACUGCCAGAACAAUGGAGAUGGGCAGUAGAUGAGUCCACUGGGGCCAAUUAUUACUACAACAAAUCACAGAAUAUUACGCAAUGGGAUCUUCCUCCUGGUUGUGAACUAUUAAACAUUGAGGUUUCUGAAAAGAAUCGUGACAAGAAGCCACCUAUAGAUAAGUCAAGAUUAGAAUUGAAGGAGAGACAAAGAAAACAAGAGUACGAACGAGUCAAAAAAGAGAGAGAACGCGAAAAGCUGAGGCUUCAGAGGGAACAAGAACAAGAAGAGCAGAGACGUACGGAAACUCUGAAGAAGAUUAUUGCCAAUGCGGAAGCAAAGCAACAACUGCUAAGUAAGAGAUUAGCAGACGAGGAGAAUGAAGGGAAAAAACGACAUAAAAAGAGCAAGAGGCCUACCAGAGAACAAGAAUGGAAUAAACUCUUUGCGACAGUAGUACCCAAUAUGAUCAAAAAACACGAAUCGCAAAUUGGUAGAGACAACCUGAAGCAUUGUGCGAAAGAUAUUGUCCAUCAACUGAGUAGUAAAGAGAUAAAGAAGGAUACGAGUAAGAAACCACCUAAAGAACUGAGUUCUGAAAAGAAGGCUAAAGUGAAGGCGUUUGUGGGGCCAUACAUGGAGAAGUACUUGGACAAAUGGAAGGCCAAACACGAAAAGAAAUGA